Molecule: messenger RNA, 922 nt
Organism: Schistocerca gregaria
Lineage: Eukaryota; Metazoa; Arthropoda; Insecta; Orthoptera; Acrididae
Product: ras-related C3 botulinum toxin substrate 1-like
Exons: 6
Coding region: 78-695 (205 amino acids)
Biological process (GO): cortical cytoskeleton organization; regulation of actin cytoskeleton organization; actin filament organization
Cellular component (GO): cytoskeleton; cell projection; cell cortex
Molecular function (GO): GTP binding; GTPase activity; protein kinase binding
Source: RefSeq, a predicted model, not a curated record
CAUUUGCUCUAUUCGUUGAUAACGUUUAGUUUUAUAGUAAUCUGUUUUUUUACUUACCUGCCAUCCUCUGCAAGAAGAUGGGCUGCGACAUCAAGGUAGUAGUUGUCGGAGACACGAGCGUCGGUAAGUCUUGUUUACUGAUCAGCUAUACAACAAAUUCAUUUCCCGGCGAAUACGUACCUACCGUGUUCGAUAAUUAUACAGCGUUUGCUGUUGUAGACAAUGUUCCAGCCAACUUAGGACUUUGGGAUACAGCAGGAUCUAGUGAAUAUCGUACAUUACGCCCCCUAAGCUAUCCAGGCACCGACGUGUUCAUUAUUUGCUUCUCUAUAUUCCAACCUGAGAGCUUUAGAAACGUAUAUGAAGUUUGGUACAAAGAAAUAGAAGCCGCUUGUCCUAAUGUGCCUAUUUUGCUCGUUGGGACUAAGGCUGAUCUACGUUCUGUAAAAAGCGUGAUAGACGAACUAAAAACGAAUGGCGAGGAACCGAUCACGGUUGCUCAAGGCGAGCAUAUGGCACAAGAGAUAGGUGCCGUGAAAUACAUCGAAUGCUCUGCAAAAACUCAAAUGAAUUUAUCUUCAGUUUUUGAAGAGGCAGUGAGAUGUGUCAUCAACAAGCCUGCGAACAAAAAACAAGAAGAAAAAAAGAAAAAAAGCGAAAAAAAGAGUGGUAAAGACGAUUGUGUAGUAAGCUAGUAUUAGGCAUGUGAUAGAUACAACAAACGCAUCUUACUCCUCCCUAUUAUGUUGACAUAGGGCAAAUCAAACGUGUUGAAUAUCCACCGCUUGACCCAGCUUAUGCACCCGAUGUCAGACUGCAUAUAAAUACUAUAUAUAGACCGAAAUCAAUUUUAAUAUGGCCAUUUUAACCUUGCGAUAAUGAUAUCGCAUUUUAGCAUGUUGACCUGCAAACGAUAUAAACU